Molecule: messenger RNA, 839 nt
Organism: Notodromas monacha
Lineage: Eukaryota; Metazoa; Arthropoda; Ostracoda; Podocopida; Cyprididae
Source: the annotation of a GenBank genome assembly
AGGCUGAAACUUGAAUACAAUCAUGGAAGUAUUGAUAAAUAACAAAAAUAAUCCCCAGCUCCAUUAUCGUGGCUACUUUUACAACUUCGAUAAACCUCGCAAGGAUGGAAUGGGCUGGCGGUGUUACAGAAAAGGUUGUAAAGGUCGCUUGAAAAGUGGUCUUGAUUAUAAAACUGGGGAAAUUCCAGUGAUAGUAGAAGAGCAUUCUCAUGCUGUAGAACCGGAGAAGUUCGGGGCAAAAAAAGCCCUAAUUUCGAUGAAGGCCAACGUUGUCACCACUGCAAUCACCACUAGGAAGGCAAUAGAAGAAGGAUUCCGAGACGCUGACGCAGAAACACUUCUCGAGGGUGGAACAAGAAAAGCAGUUUUUCGAAGAUUAAAUUAUACGAGAAGACAAGCAUUGCGAAGAGACAUGAACCAUCUGGACCGUAACAAGACUGUGUUGGCACUUCAAGCUGAAAAAAACCAUUCAGGGAAAAAUUUGGAAAGAGUUCAAUCAGGAGAAAAAUCAAUUGAAGUCAGAACUCCAACUGCAAGAAACAAGGUAAUUCAAAACACGGUUGCAAAUCAUAAUGAACAGUCAUCCCACGGCUACAAGACUCAUUUGGAAUUUUUGCGGGAUGUCUCUCACCAUGUGUCUUUCUCAGCGACCAUCAGAGCGAAGAAGUCACAAAAAGACGUGGGAAAACCCUUGGACCUCAGCACAAGGAUGGGAGCGGGGAUUGAACAAGACAAGAUGGAUACCACAUCAUUGGAGAACCUUUCCUUGUCCUGCUGAUGGAGAUACUGAAGAAUGAAAAAGUAUUUUUUGUGACCUCGUUGACCGUUUUGUUUACAAU